AGCCAGUAAGCGCCCCCCCCUCCCCACCUUUCCUUUCCUCUCUUCUCCUCCACACUUGGUGGAAACAUCUAAGCACUUCCUUGUGAAGGGACUAAACACUAUUAGGAGGUAGCAAAUCAUUUACUAAUAACUUGGUUAGAGUUAGGUCUGAGCAAUGGGGGAGGAGCAGGUGGCGCCGGAGGCCGCGGCGGCGGCGGUGGAGCUGACGGGGUUCGUGAUGAGCGCGGAGGAGGCCGAGCGCGCCGCCGCAGCGGCCGGCGUGGCCACCGUGCAGGACCUGCUGCCGCUACUGGUGCCGUCGGCGAUGAAGCGCGCGCACGUCCCGGUCUCACGGUUCCCCGUGGGCGCCGUGGGGCUGGGCGCGAGCGGCCGCAUCUACGUCGGCGUCAACCUCGAGUACCGCGGUCUCCCGCUGUCCCAUGCCGUUCACGCCGAGCAGUUCCUCGUCGCCAACGCGGCCGCCGCGGGGGAGUCCGCGCUGCUCGCCGUCGCCGUCUCCCACAUGCCAUGUGGCCACUGCCGCCAGUUCCUCCAGGAGAUCCGCGGUGCCGCCAACAUCAAAAUCCUCGUGACCACCGACGCCGAGGAAGGCUGUGCGCCCGAGUGGCGCACGGUGGCGUCCCUCCUCCUCCGUCCCUUCGGCCCCCACGAUCUCCUCCCCGACAAUGUCCCGCUCGUCCUCGAGUCGCAUGACAAUCCCCUAGGCGACCCCGUCGCUGCGGUAGCCAAUGGCUUGUCCGGCGGCGACCUAGAGGCGCGCCUGAGGGAGGCCGCGGAGGCGGCCGCGCGGGCGGCGCACGCGCCGUACAGCGAGUGCCCCUCGGGGUUCGCGGUGGCGGACGGCGACGGGCGGAUCUACUCCGGGGGGUGCCUGGAGUCCGCGGCCUACAACCCGACACUGGGCCCCGUCCAGGCGGCCAUCGUUGCGAUGGUAGCAGCCGGAGGCGGCCACGCCGGGGACGUGGCGGCGGCGGCGCUCGUGGAGAAGGAAGAGGCGGCGGUGGCGCAGGAGGCGACGGCCAGGAUCUUCCUGGACGCCGUGGCCCCACAUGCCAGCUUCCACGUGUACAACUUCAAGCCGUCCGACGCGUGAUGUGAUCGAGAUAAUGUUCAUAAAAAAAAGAGUUAAGAAUAAGACGAGAAAAACAAAUGCUGUGCAGUUGGGUGAGUUGUUCAUUCCACAUGGCGCUGGACAAUUGGCCAGCAGGACUGGAAGGUCGGGCCCACUUCGUCAGAGUGAUUGGUGUUCUUCUGUUCUUAUGUGUCGUGAGAUAAAAAAAAAUUCACUAAAUAAUGGCAUAGUGAAAUAAUCCUAUUAAAUAACAAAUAUAUUUGUCUUGCAAGAUA
Messenger RNA from Phragmites australis (common reed), 1347 nucleotides. RefSeq names its product cytidine deaminase 1-like. Lineage: Eukaryota; Viridiplantae; Streptophyta; Magnoliopsida; Poales; Poaceae. Bases 155 to 1093 code for a protein of 312 amino acids. The transcript has a single exon. The record is from RefSeq and is a predicted model, not a curated record. Gene Ontology annotation, cellular component: cytosol. Gene Ontology annotation, molecular function: zinc ion binding; cytidine deaminase activity.